UCGGAGGGACACACUACGGCAUAUAUGCAAGGGCUCGAAUCGCCAUUGAAGGUACUUGCUGUCUGUAUAUUCUCUCUCUAGCGCCCUCGCUCUCUCUCUCGCUUGCUGAUCCAGUUGCUGAAUCCAUGACUAUGAUGACUCCUCCGCCAUUGGAACAGGAGGACGAGGAGAUGCUGGUCCCACAUUCGGAUUUGGUCGUCGAAGGCCCUCAGCCAAUGGAAGUUGUGGCGCAAGUCGAUCCUGGUAGCACGGCGGAGAAUCAGACGGUGGAGGAUCCUCCAUCCAUGAAGUUCACUUGGACCAUCGAGAACUUCUCUAGGUUGAACACCCGGAAGCAUUACUCGGAUGUUUUUGCCGUUGGCAGUUACAAGUGGCGGAUACUUAUUUUCCCCAAGGGAAAUAAUGUGGAUCACUUGUCCAUGUAUCUAGAUGUGGCUGAUUCAGCGGCAUUACCCUAUGGGUGGAGCAGAUAUGCGCUAUUCAGUUUGGCUGUGGUCAACCAGAUCCAUAGCAAAUAUACUUUGAGAAAAGAGACACAGCAUCAGUUCAAUGCAAGAGAGAGUGAUUGGGGUUUCACGUCUUUCAUGUCUCUCAGUGAUCUCUAUGACCCUACGAGAGGUUAUAUGGUAAAUGAUACAGUUGUGGUAGAAGCUGAGGUUGCCGUUCGUAAGGUAUUGGAUUAUUGGUCGUAUGAUUCCAAAAAGGAGACUGGCUAUGUUGGACUUAAGAACCAAGGCGCAACUUGCUAUAUGAACUCUCUUCUACAAACUUUAUUCCACAUCCCUUACUUUAGAAAGGCUGUGUACCAUAUGCCAACCACAGAGAAUGAUUUGCCUACUGCGAGCAUCCCUCUGGCUUUACAGAGUUUAUUCUACAAGCUUCAAUACAAUGAUAGCAGUGUUGCAACGAAACAAUUAACCAAAUCUUUUGGAUGGGACACUUAUGAUUCUUUCAUGCAACACGAUGUCCAAGAACUCAACAGAGUAUUGUGUGAAAAGCUUGAGGACAAAAUGAAGGGAACUGUAGUAGAGGGGACAAUACAACAAUUGUUUGAGGGUCACCAUAUGAACUACAUUGAAUGCAUUAAUGUGGACUACAAAUCAACUAGAAAGGAAUCAUUUUAUGAUCUCCAGCUUGACGUAAAAGGGUGUCGGGAUGUCUAUGCUUCAUUUGACAAGUAUGUUGAAGUGGAACGUCUUGAGGGUGACAAUAAGUACCACGCUGAGGAACAUGGUUUGCAGGAUGCAAAGAAGGGUGUCUUGUUUAUUGACUUUCCCCCAGUCCUUCAACUACAACUAAAGCGGUUUGAGUAUGACUUCAUGCGGGACACAAUGGUGAAGAUAAAUGAUCGCUAUGAGUUUCCUCUUCAACUUGACUUGGACAGAGAGAAUGGCAAAUAUUUGUCACCUGACGCAGAUCGGAGUGUCCGAAACCUUUACACACUUCAUAGCGUCUUGGUUCAUAGUGGUGGGGUCCAUGGUGGACAUUAUUAUGCCUUCAUCAGGCCAACUCUAUCUGAUCAGUGGUUUAAAUUUGAUGAUGAGCGGGUGACAAAAGAAGAUAUAAAAAGGGCCUUAGAAGAACAGUAUGGUGGAGAGGAGGAGUUACCACAGACCAAUCCUGGUUUCAAUAAUACUCCCUUCAAAUUUACCAAGUAUUCAAAUGCUUACAUGCUUGUCUACAUAAGGGAAAGCGAUAAAGACAAAAUAAUAUGCAAUGUCGAUGAGAAGGACAUUGCAGAACAUCUCAGGAUAAGAUUAAAGAAGGAACAAGAAGAGAAGGAAGAUAAGAGAAGAUACAAAGCACAGGCCCAUCUUUAUACUAUGAUAAAGGUUGCAAGAGAGGAGGACCUCGCUGAGCAGAUUGGACGAGAAAUUUAUUUUGAUCUUGUGGAUCAUGACAAAGUUCGCAGUUUUCGUGUACAAAAGCAGUUGCCAUUUACUGCUUUCAAGGAGGAAGUAGCCAAAGAGUUUGGCAUACCAGUGGAGUAUCAGCGGUUUUGGAUAUGGGCAAAGCGGCAAAACCACACUUACCGUCCAAAUCGACCAUUGACAUCCCAGGAGGAAGCACAGCCUGUUGGACAACUGAGGGAAGUCUCAAACAAGUCAUAUAAUGCUGAACUAAAGUUGUUCUUGGAAGUUGAGCUUGGAGCAGAUUUAUGUCCUGCAUCUCCACCUGAGAAGACUAAAGAAGAUAUCUUGCUGUUUUUUAAGCUUUAUAACCCUGAGAAAAGAGAGUUGCGAUAUUUGGGGAGGCUUUUUGUGAAGAGUUAUGGCAAACCGAUUGAAAUUAUAUCCAAACUAAAUGAGAUGGCUGGCUUUGAUCCUGAUGAAGAAAUCGAAUUGUAUGAGGAGAUAAAAUUUGAGCCAGGUGUCAUGUGUGAGCAUCUUGACAAGAGGACUUCGUUCAGAAUGAGUCAGAUUGAGGAUGGAGAUAUCAUUUGCUUCCAGAAAGCUCCAGUUGAAAGUGGAGGAGCUAGAUAUCCUGAUGUUCCUUCAUUUCUGGAAUACGUGCAUAAUCGUCAGAUUGUUCACUUCCGAUCUUUGGAAAGACCAAAGGAGGAUGAUUUUGUUCUAGAGUUGUCAAAACUGCACAACUAUGAUGAGGUGGUGGAGAGAGUGGCCCGACAGGUCGGUUUAGAUGAUCCAUCCAAAAUUCGGCUGACAUCUCAUAAUUGCUACUCUCAACAACCGAAGCCAACGCCAAUUAAGUAUCGCGGCGUAGAGCAUCUGGUGGACAUGCUGGUUCACUACAACCAGACUUCAGAUAUUUUAUAUUAUGAAGUCCUGGACAUACCUCUUCCCGAACUGCAAGGUCUAAAGAACUUGAAAGUUGCCUUCCAUCAUGCAACAAAGGAUGAAGUUGUUAUACACAAUAUUAGGUUGCCCAAACAGAGCACCGUGGGAGAUGUGCUUGACGAACUUAAAAAGAAGGUAGAGUUGUCUCAUCCAGACGCUGAACUUCGACUGCUGGAAGUUUUCUACCAUAAAAUCUAUAAGAUUUUUCCGCCCAGUGAGAAGAUUGAGAACAUAAAUGAUCAGUAUUGGACUUUGCGGGCAGAGGAGAUCCCAGAAGAGGAGAAGAAUCUUGGCCCCAGUGACCGCUUGAUUCAUGUCUAUCACUUCAGGAAAGAAACUGCCCAAAAUCAGACGCAAGUUCAGAACUUUGGCGAUCCCUUUUUCUUGGUGAUACAUGAAGGUGAGACUUUAGGUGAGGUCAAAGUGCGGAUACAAAAGAAGUUGCAGGUUUCAGAUGAGGAGUUCUCAAAGUGGCAUUUUGCUUUCCUGUCCAUGGGCCGCCCGGAGUAUCUUGAUGAUUCUGAAAUCCUAUCGACACGUUUCCAGAGAAGGGAUGUUUAUGGAGGUUGGGAGCAGUACCUUGGGUUAGAGCAUCCGGACAAUGCUCCGAAGAGGUCUUAUACGGUUAAUCAGAACCGCCACACCUAUGAGAAGCCCGUUAGGAUAUACAACUAAGGAGAACAGAUGAUUCUGACUCAAGCCCUCACUGAACAAAAGAUGAUGCCUUUCAAAACCCCAAAUCGAACAAUGCGGUUGAAGUGUAGAGGAAUGACUCGGGCAUCUCAGCAAAAGAAGAUACACACGUCCUGCAGGGUUUAAGGUAUUUGUUGCAUUGAGGCGCCUGAGAGAGAGGAAGAAAGAUGAAUAGGUGAUCGGGUCCAUGGUGGAGUUCCUACUGAUUAUUCGCCUGCCCUGGAGCAUUUUAGAUAUAUACAUAUAUGAGCUCUUCUUUGUUCAUUCAACGAAAGCCUCUACUUUUCUUAUAUCGGCGCUAGUUCCGUUUGCAUAUAGAGAUUCUUUGUCAUUUACAGAGUACCUAGAGACAAUUUUUGGACGAGAAGGGGGGACAUAUAUAGUCCGUUGAAUAUGACAUUUGAUUCUUUCUUUCCGUCCGCACUUUUCUUCCGACUUUUUCAGUUUUUUACUCAUAUAUAAGUGUAACGGGGAUAGAUCUUGUAAAGUUUUCUUCUGUUAUUAGUUGAAGCAUUGACAUUUUUGUUCAUAUAAA
This is a messenger RNA of Punica granatum (pomegranate), 4026 nucleotides long. Lineage: Eukaryota; Viridiplantae; Streptophyta; Magnoliopsida; Myrtales; Lythraceae. The record is from RefSeq and is a predicted model, not a curated record.